GUUAGAAAUCUGAAAUCUCCCCCUCCUUUGUCGUCGCAAUUACUGCUCAGUGGCACCGCGCACGCACGCACGCAGGCACGCCACAGAGAAAAAUCCGGCCUCCUUCGUCGAUUGGAAAUAUAUAUAUAUAUAGUCUCAACGCUUCGUAGAUUUGACACCAUAACUAUGGCGGAUCAAAACGAUGGAGAAAUUCUGAUGCUGGAGGCUCCACCUUCUUAUGCUCGGCCCCGUGCUUCGGACGCCGAAAUUAUCGAUGCGUUGCCUUAUAUCGAUGUUGACUACGCCGACCCCAGGGUCAAGGCUGACGUUGACCGUUUGGUCGAGGAAGAGAUGCGACGCAGCUCUAAAAAGCCCGCUGAUUUUCUCAAAGACUUGCCCCCACCACCCAAGUUCAAUUUUGAGGACUACCCAAUGAUUGCUAGAGAGUAUGAGCGUGUAAGAGCUGGAAGGCCUCCUGUUCCUCUUGAUAGGUCGCGAUAUGAAUUAGAAAUGCCACCAAUGAAUAAGAGAAAUGAUGAAACUGCUUGGAAACAAUCGCUUCAGAGAGCGCAGCGAUUGCUACAAUAUCAAAUGAUCAGGAUGGAAAAUUUGGAUUUAUUGUUAAAAUAUGGUCCUGAUGCCUGGAAGCUGCACAAUCAACGAUUAGAAGUAUACUUGACAAGAAUGCAGAAAUUAGCCCAGGAACAAAAUGACAACAUUGAAAAAGUAAAUCGUGAAAGGAAAUAUCAUCAGCAAAACACUGCAUAUGAGCUUACUGCUUUGUCCACACAAUGGAAGGAACUUUGUCAGAAAAAUAUAGACAUCCAAGCUGCAUGUGCUUCAAUUGAAAACCACAUAGAAGAACUGAGAAGAGAAGCAGCAGAAAGGGGCUGGAACCUGGAUGCUGUCACUGAAAAUGGCCCUAUAUUGCAUUCAGAAUCGUAGAGGAUUUUCUGGACCACAAGUUGAGCACAUCCAAGAGUGCAUGGAAGAAGGUCAAUGCAAGGCAAAUUGAGGAUCCAUACGAUUUCAGUACUGGUUGGUUUGUCUUGGGAAUUCCCUUGUCACUCUACUUGGUCUCAAUGUCAUCGUUUAUAUUUAGUUGUGGACCAGGUGAUCAAAUUGAGAAUCAUCCAUGUGUGUUGGGUAUUUGCGAGGUUAUGUUGAAUUCUUCUCAGAUGAAAUGUAUGUAUUUGUUCGUGCAAACUGAUAAAAAGCAUAUUUUUAUUGGAGCA
This is a messenger RNA of Prosopis cineraria, 1214 nucleotides long. RefSeq names its product pre-mRNA-splicing factor SPF27 homolog. Bases 166 to 924 code for a protein of 252 amino acids. NCBI's taxonomy places the organism in Eukaryota, Viridiplantae, Streptophyta, Magnoliopsida, Fabales, Fabaceae. The record is from RefSeq and is a predicted model, not a curated record. Gene Ontology annotation, cellular component: Prp19 complex; catalytic step 2 spliceosome; precatalytic spliceosome. Gene Ontology annotation, biological process: mRNA processing. The transcript has 7 exons.